CAGAACAGACGAGAAACCAUGGAGCGCAACAAGACGCGUUGGAGAGACUCACCGAGCGGACGGGAAAAGUGCCAGUUUCUGCUCACUUUGUAAGUCACUUUCAGCGACAGUGCGCAGACUUUCGUUCACCGGCAGGUGGACAUUGAGUUAUUCGAGGCGUGCGUAAAUUGACUGGAGAGGUUUAAAGAAAGAAAAUAGUCUUGGAGUGACCAACAGCGACCAAAGAAACGGGACGACAGGACGAGUAAAGAGAGCCCGAAGGAGAGACGAAUGCACGCUGGAUAGAAAUGCUUUCUGUGUUAUUUCUUCUGCACGUUUGACUGUUUCACGUUGCUUUUUUUGGGGAGGGGAAUGUCACUGGCUUGCGCUGCGUAAAAAAAAAAAAAACACCCGGUCUCUUUCAGUCUCAUGCUGUUAGACGGAACAGUUACUUUUCUUCAAGGAAACUGUGAGCGGAGCUGAGGUUUCAUAAAGAAGAAGGCACUGGACUAAAACUGAGAAGCAGACACUGAACAGUUACGAACAAUGGUGAAGUUUCAUAACUCGGACCUCUGGAUAGCCUGGAUGGUCAUUUUCUGCAUGGAGGGUUCGCGGUUUGCUCUACACCCAGGGAAAGCUUGUGUGCGGGCGCUGGAUGUGACAGUGUCCCAGAACAGUGUCCAGGUGGCCCGCGGCCAAGCAGCCGUCCUGCCCUGCUCUUUCACCACCAGUGCUGCCCUCAACAACCUCAACAUCAUCUGGAUGGUGAUACCACUGUCCAAUGCCAACCAGCCAGAACAGGUGAUAAUUUACCAGGGCGGCCAGGUGUUCAGCCUCGCCAACCACCUCAAUGGUCGUGUCGGCUUUGUGGCCACCAUGCCAAGUACAAGUGCCUCCAUCUUCAUCAACAACACCCAGCUGUCCGACACUGGGACCUACCAGUGCCUGGUCAACAACCUCCCAGACAGAGGGGGGCGCAACAUUGGCGUCAUUGGGCUCACCGUGUUGGUACCCCCCUCGGUGCCAGCGUGUCGAAUCCAGGGCACGCUGGAUGUCGGCAGUGACAUCAUGCUGUUCUGCAGCUCAGAGGAAGGUAUUCCAACACCGUCCUACUCCUGGGAGAAGCUGGACGCGCUGCCCAAGCUGCCGCACAACGCCAUGCAAGACCAGAUGCAGGGCACUGUAACACUGAGAAACAUCAGCACCAGUACCUCAGGACUCUACCAGUGUACCUCUAGCAAUGCAAUUGGCAAGAGCACCUGUCUGCUCAACCUGCAGGUUGUAGCGCCCCAACCUCAGAGUGUGGGUCUGAUAGCAGGGACCAUCGCUACAGGAGUCCUAGCUCUCAUCAUCUGUUCCCUAUUAGUGGUGGUCACACUCUUCUACUGGAGGAACAAGAACAAAUACGACGAGGAGGAGAUCCCCAAUGAGAUCAGAGAAGAUGAUCUUCCUCCCAAGAGGUCAUCAUCAGUGAAGGCUUUCCAGGCCGACGCCUCAUCCUCAGAGAACGACACGCUUACGUCUACCAACACCUACAACAGCCGCUACUGGCACAAUCCCAAACCCAACUAUGACACCAACUCCUAUACACGCUACAAUGGAGACACUCGCCAGAGCUUCUCCACCACUGCUCAUGGUGGUGCACACGGACAGGCCCAGAAUGCCGGUCACGGUCACAGUACAGUGGUCACAGCACCAGGCUCAGCCCCACUGACCCGCCAUGCACAGCCCACAACGACAACAACGACAUCAUUUGCCAAUGGCAGCCACACGCUCCCACCACCCAAGACUCUGGUGGUCACUACGAACUCUGCCCCCUCCCCUCCCGCCAUCGUGCGCAGCAACGGCUCUGUGAGCCUCAAACCGGUGGUGACGUCGACGCACGGGCAGCACACGCACUCCUACGCGGUGAGUCAGGCUACACUGGAGCGGAUGGGGGCAGUGCCUGUCAUGGUUCCUGCACAGAGCAGAGCAGGUUCACUGGUCUGAAAUCUGAUUUGGUAAACUUUAAGCUUUUGCAAACGAGACUAAAUGAGUGUAUGGUUUUGAUGUUUGAAAUCCAGUGAUGAAAAACAGACUGAAUAUGGGCUGAAGCAGCCCGCUGCCCUUUACAACUGUGUCUUUUUGUUUGUCUCAACCUCUGUAUCUCAAAAUAAACUCGGAUUUUACAGAGUUCGUUUAAUGCCAAUUUCUCGAUGGACGGGACCCUCCAUUUUAUAGACAAGCACUACAAGUAAUCUGAUUAUCUCCUUGUUGGGGGGAUUUUCCUGAUGGGCAUCCACCACAAAGUUGGAGUGAGAUCUCCUGCUGAAUCUGGAUCCCAAGAUCUUUUUCAGGGCUGGAUCAUUGUGAUGAUUGUGUUUUGUUUUUUUUUCUUUUGAACUCAAAGCAACACAAGGCAUUUUCAUCUCAGUGUGUCCAUACUGCAUGGUUUAACAGAAGUGAGGCUGGAUUCCAACAUAAAUGCAUGUGUCCCUUGUUUUAGAUAAUAAAUGAAGCCCAUUUUAUUUCAAAUAAUUUCAGUUAUAAUUUAGAUUGACAGUGAUGAUAGUGAUGAUGAGGUUUAUGAUGAAAAAAGUGAAUGUUCAACCAUCUGUUGGGAUGAAUGAAAUGAUGUUGGGUGAAAUGGCCUUAGAAGUUUAGAGAGAGGGGUUUUAUUGGAUGCAAUGCAUCACAUAAUAUACUUUACUUCACUGUAUACAAAGAUUUUAAUUACUUUUUUUGCACUUUUCAGAGAGAUUUGAUAUCAAAACUGUUGUCUUAUGAACAAUAAUGCUAACUAAUGAUAUGCUUUACCCAUACCACACAUACAAAUUACUGCUGAUAUUUGAAGAUAGCACAAGCGUUUGAAAAAAAAUGCAAAGAAACUCAAAGAAAAGAAGGCUACUGUCCCCCUGAUUUAAACUUGAACCUACAGAUGGAUAUUGUAGUCUUCGCUGUGUUUAUCCUCACUGUUGUUCCUAAUCUGGUUCAUGUCACCCCGGUGCUGCUUUGAGAAGACACUGAAAAAAGGAUAUCUUAUUUCAUAAAUGCUUUAUAAAGAGACAAAUAUAUAUUUAAAGGUGAUUUUUUUUUCCCUUGAAAAAGGCUAACACCUACUGUUUUCUACUGUACAUAUUGUAUCUACAACAGUAGGCUAGAUUAUGAAGCAAAGAGAAUACACUACAUGUCUGACUGAAACAUAUUUUACAACUCACGUGUCUUAAUUUUCAAAUGGUUCUUUUUGUUACAUUAGACAAUAAGCUGGGUCUGAUUAGACUGUUAUUGGUUUGAUUUUCUAAUGAUUAUUGCCAUUUUCUCACAAAGUCUGAGUUAAAUACAGUAUGGUUUAACAUUACUAUAAAUAAUAGACACCUAUGCUGUAUAUGGUAGAAAGUAUCACUGUGUUUCUGACCUACUGUAUUUAUAUUUUAACCAAAUCUCACCAGUGGAAAAACAGUCUGUUACAGAUUUGUUAAAGUUUUCCCAAAUUUAGCAAUCCCCAUCUCUCAUUGUGCAUUACCUUGAAUGCACAAUACUAAUAAUAAUAUAUUGUAGCUAUGAUGCAAUGUUUGAUACAGCAAUUAUUUGUGUGUUACAUGCAGUGUUGGAAAAUGUGUUUUCUUCUUUAAAAGCAAUUUCUCUUUGCGUCUAAUUAAUGAGUUUUAAUUUAAUGUGCUGUUUUGGCAUCUGAUGUCUUACAUAAGCAAAUGUAUGUGCUAACAUUACAGAGAGUGUUCCAACUUUAAUCAAUACAAUCUUUUGACUUAUGGUGGAUUUCAACUUUUGAAACACUUUUUUAUGUGGGGACUAUUAAAUAUAUGUCUUCAUGCUGUUUUCUUGUAGCUGUUAGAUACACUCUAUUACAGUUGAUUGAAUUAGAAAAUAAAAACUGGGGGGCUUAGCAGCCAGUCUAGUGUGGUAUUAGCUUAUUAUCUAAGACUGGAAACAUACAUGAGCAGAAUGCUCUUUAAUCCCAACA
This is a messenger RNA of Larimichthys crocea (large yellow croaker), 3940 nucleotides long. It is a transcript of the gene igsf11, whose product is annotated as immunoglobulin superfamily member 11. Lineage: Eukaryota; Metazoa; Chordata; Actinopteri; Sciaenidae. Bases 526 to 1968 code for a protein of 480 amino acids. Gene Ontology annotation, cellular component: cell-cell junction. The record is from RefSeq and is a predicted model, not a curated record. The transcript is spliced from 8 exons.